This is a messenger RNA of Colletotrichum truncatum, 2025 nucleotides long. RefSeq lists its product as uncharacterized. Gene Ontology annotation, cellular component: ubiquitin ligase complex. Lineage: Eukaryota; Fungi; Ascomycota; Sordariomycetes; Glomerellales; Glomerellaceae. Gene Ontology annotation, molecular function: ubiquitin binding; ubiquitin-protein transferase activity. Gene Ontology annotation, biological process: proteasome-mediated ubiquitin-dependent protein catabolic process; protein linear polyubiquitination. The record is from RefSeq and is a predicted model, not a curated record.
AUGGGCUUCACGAACUUUCUCGGUUCCUCCACCGAUAAACUACAGUCCUCCCGCCCCAAGCCAUCCCCGUCUGUCGCCGCCAAUAACAACCCCGAUGUAACCCAAGCCCAGAGUUCCGAUGCCAUUCUCAAUCAUGGAUAUAUAUAUGACGAGGCACACCUGCGCAAUCUGCCACCCGACUGCCCCGAUCUUCGCGAACUCAAUAAUAGCCUCGAGGCCCUUGCCGCCGUCUUCCCUGAUAUUCAGAUCCAAGUCUUCCGCGAGAUGCUGACCAAUUUCGACGAAGACUCUAGGCUGGCUGUGGUCGCCGACGCCCUCCUGAAAAAUCGCGUCGCAUGGGUGAAGGGUCGCUGGAGAGUACCUGAACACCAGCACAAUGAGCCCGCGCUACCAGACUCGAAAACGGAUCAAGAGCAGCACCCCCUGAUUCCUCGUGUCGAGACCUUCCGAAGCCCUGAUUACAAGCAGGCUGUCCAAGCGCUAGCCUGGCACGAAUUUAAGGGCCUCUCCCGCUCUACAAUCAAUGCUGUUCUUGCCGAGUCAAAUUAUUCCUAUCUUGAUGCUCGGAAAACCUUAGUAUCUCUUUCUUCCAAGUCAUGGCGCUUUACCAUAUCCUCCCUCUUCUUGCGCCGGAAACCUGUCGCUACGGGAGACGCCGAAAACCAUCCCCUGAUUGUCUGGAAGUCAACCGGCCAAGGCGCUAUUGUGCCGUCUUUGAAGGCUACGAGCAAUGCUGAAUUGGAUCGCGAACUGUACCGUGAUUUGAUUCAACCACUGAAAGAGCGAACUAGGCGAACCCAGGAGGAGACGGACCGGGGGUUGGCUAUUCUUUUAAACAGCGAACAGGCCGAGGAGGUUGGCGCCCUACACGAGUGUGCUUGCUGUUUCACCGAGUCUACCUUUGAAGAGUUCACCAAUUGCAACACCGACGGCCACAUGUUGUGCUUUCGUUGUGUUCAGCAUUCCAUCAAGGAAGCUGUCUUUGGGCAGGGUUGGCACAGCAGCAUUGACCCGGAUUCUGGGACGCUCAAGUGUCUGGCAGUUGAAGGCAACGGCUGUCCUGGCCAUAUUCCAUACGACCAUCUGCACCGCGCGAUGCUGGAAGAGAAAAAAGGCGCCGAAAUUUUGCAUAAACUUGACCAGCGCUUGGCAGAGAAUAGUCUGCUCGCAUCUAAUGUGUCACUGAUCCGAUGUCCCUUCUGCGAAUACGCUGAAGUAGACGACAUCUAUCUUCCGGCCCACGAAACACAAUUACGUGUCAGACUCGACAGUAUUCUCAGUCUUCUACUAAUCGCUGUUUGUGUCGUCACGGUGCCUCUCUUUCUGCCUGUGGUGCUGUUGUCCUCUUUUGUGUGUCUUUUGUUAAGCACAAAACAAACGGUAGGCGACCACCUCGUGGCGCAGUGGAACAUGGCCAUUGGCCGUCACCGACGACGGCGCCGCGGCCUGAAAUUCACCUGCCUGAACCCUGACUGCAAAAAGAACUCUUGCUUGUCAUGUUCCAAAUCGUGGACCGAUAUACAUGUGUGCCAUGAAUCAUCUCUAGUUGCCCUGCGUACACAAGUCGAGCAGGCUAUGAGCAUGGCUAUCAAGCGUGUUUGCCCUCGUUGUCAUACAUCUUUUGUCAAGAACUCAGGCUGCAACAAACUUACUUGCCCUUGCGGUUACAAAAUGUGCUACGUAUGCCGGAAAGAUAUUGGCGGCACUAACGGUGAAGGCGAAGGCUACAGGCAUUUUUGUGAUCACUUCAGGCCGGACGGCGACCCCCGGCCGUGCACCGAGUGUACAAAAUGCAAUUUGUGGGAAAGUGAGGAUACAGACGUGGUGCUAAGACAGGCCAAGGAGGAAGCCGAGGAGAAGUGGCGGGAGACAGAGAAGCGGGAGCUCAGUGGGGCCGAGAAAGCUUUUUUGGAGACGGGCUUCGCUAGGAACGGGGUCUCGCCGGUCGAGAGUUACCUAAAGAGCGGACGAGUGCCUACCUUAGCUGAGGUGUGCGAUUUUGUUGUUGAGGCCGUCUUUGUAUAG